GCGGGCCCGCGGAUUGGGCCGACACGGCGACUUGAUAUCAGCCUAGGUACGCUAUCUCCGGAAAUAUCGGUAGGUACAAGCGGGACAGUAAUUUAAACUUAAUGCCAUCCCCCUAGACAUGCAGCUCCCCUCUGGGACUGACUCCUCUUUCUCGGGUGUCCGAGUUUUUCUCGACCUGUUGCGUUGAAGCCGAGCUGCUCACCUCCGCCGGGGACACGAUCCGGACCUUUUUCUUUCUCCCCACGGAGUAGUUACGGAGGAGCUGCAGGGGCCAUGGUCUUCUUCCCGAGGCGGAUGCACGGCGCGCUGCUGCUGUUGCUACUAUCCUUCCUGCUACCGCCAGCAACAGCGUUCGAUUUCUCAUCAGACUGCGUCUCGGACUGCAUUUCCGCCUCGAGAUGCCGCCCCAGCAACGAGCGUUGUGUAUGUGGCGCCGCGAGGAAGAUGCUGCUCGACUCGGUCAUUAGCUGCAUGUACUUCAACUGCAAGUCGGACCUGGUCAACUACGAGGCGGCCUUUUUGGACCCCGUUGAGGAAGGGUGCGCCGACGAGGGGAUGAAAAUUCCGGCCUCCAAAAUCCAGGCCGCCGAGAGAUUGGCGAGCAGCUACAUCUCUCAACUGCCACGUUCCACAACCACGCCGCCACCGACGACGACGGCCAAGGCACCACCCGCCACCACCACGUCGACGAAGGACUCCCCAAAGCCGACACUGCCGACGACGACCACGCCGAGUUCGACGGCCGAAAAGCCGUCGGAGACGACGUCGGAACCAGAGUCGGACUCAACCACGGAAGAAACCACAUCAUCUUCCAGCACCUCAACUGCUGUGGACCAGGACGAUGGUGCGGUGCCGACAUCAACAACCAGUGAAAGUCUUGCUUCGUCAACUGUGGCCUCGCCGCCCCCGGCGCAAGCCACUGAGUCUUCGCCUAGUGCCUCGCCUACGUCGAGACCUCGCUUUGGGGAUACCAACCCCUUCGCUACUCCUGACUCUGCCGGUUUCCGGACCCGGGCCUCUUCAGUCUGGCUUGGAGUCUCGGCUAUCAUUGCAUUGAUGACUUGGACGGGGUAGAUAUCUGGCUGUAUUAUAUCAUGUAUUGAUUAGGGAGUGUAUAAAGGGUUAAUGAUGAAUAAAUAAUGAGCAGAGGGGGAAAGGGAUGAUGCUUAUCGGGAGGCGCGUGACGAGGCAUUGGGAGGCGUUGGUUGCGGUUGUUGUGUUGUUGAUAUACCCCGAAUUCCUAACAAUGAGUGAGAUGGGAUGGCCCGAAUCACAAUCGUAUCUACGAUUACUUUGACGUUGAGGCACGUAUGCUACAAAAUGAUGCCCCUGAGCAAUGGGUCAGUAGCUUUACCCUUAAAAACAUUACCAGCAUCUUCUGGCUCAGGCAACAAAAACCAUUACGGGUGCCCCGCCUC
Molecule: messenger RNA, 1418 nt
Organism: Canariomyces notabilis
Lineage: Eukaryota; Fungi; Ascomycota; Sordariomycetes; Sordariales; Chaetomiaceae
Exons: 1
Coding region: 274-1074 (266 amino acids)
Source: RefSeq, a predicted model, not a curated record